Molecule: messenger RNA, 1017 nt
Organism: Diospyros lotus (date-plum)
Lineage: Eukaryota; Viridiplantae; Streptophyta; Magnoliopsida; Ericales; Ebenaceae
Exons: 1
Coding region: 155-856 (233 amino acids)
Source: RefSeq, a predicted model, not a curated record
GCCGCUCGGCUCAGCCGCGGCAGUAUUUUGGCGCCAAAAUUGCCGCCCAAAUUGAACCCUAUUUACAGGCCACUUGCUCUCCAUAAUUCAUCGCGCUUCAGUGAUUCAUUCACACAGAAGAGAGUUUCUUCUUGAUCUGACUCGAGAAUCAGCCAUGGUCGUUGCUCUGGGUCCAGGCAAAUUCUACGGGAGUAGCCUGCCGCGGCCCCGAUUCUACGCCGAUGUGAAGUUCAAUGAGGAGCGAGUCGACCCCCCUGUUACCGUCCUGGACCCGCUGAUGUCGUGGGCCGAGGAGGCUCACUGGUCGAUGGGCGGCCUCAGCUUCAAGCGCCUCCGCCUCCAAGGGCGCAUCGAAGGCCGCGUCGACAAGCUCCGCAAAGAGCGCGAGAAGAUCCAGAAGAAGCGAGCCGCAAGAGAUCAGAUCGGAGGUUCCGGCAAGGAUCUGGUUGAUGGCGACGAAGAAGAGAAGGAUCUGAGCCCCCCGCCGCCUCCCGCUCCAAUGGCAGUGAAGCGCAGGCGGUUUGUGGCGUUGAUUGAUGAGGAUGAGGACGAUGAUCUGGAUGAGCAGGCUGAUGAGGCGGUGGUCGGGAAGAGGGGCCCGGCAAGGAAGCUUGGCGACGAUUUUGAUCGGGUGGCGGAGGAGAGCGGGUUGGGCAAGAAGAGGGGAAGUCCGGCGAAGGUUUCCGAGGCGGUGGCGUCGCGGACUCGGGGCCGGAAGGCCUCCGAAGAGAGCGCUGAUUCGGGCACCAAGUUGAAGAGAGGUGCGAAAGGUAAAAGGGGCUCGGAGAAUGGGGAAUCAUCUCCGGCCGGUAGGACGAGGGCUUCGCCGAGGUUGGCCAAGCGAGGAUUGCGCUAGAAGUGUUCGACGAUUUGUCUCUGUGGAUAUAUGCUCUUGAAUACCCCCGUCUCCAGAUAGAUCCCUUAGGGCAGGUUUUAGUUCUUUUUUCAUUUCCCUUUUAUUUUAGUGUAAUUCAAUGUGUUUGUUAUUUCAAAUGCCAUUUGGAUGUUUGGUUUUAA